AUGAACGACGAUUCAACCACCACCUGCAGCCAAUGCAACCUCACACAUCCAAAAAUCCUCCACCACAUCCGCCUCAACGCCACCUUCCGCCACCUCUGCACCACCUGCGUCCUCCGCCUCCACCCUAACCACUUCUGUCCGUCCUGCCUCACCGUCUACCACCGUUCACCGCCAGAAAACGCCAUCGUGUGCUUCAAAUGCCACUCCUUCUCCCACCGCGCCUGCGUUUCCCCCUCCUUCACCGUCCGUAUACCUUGCGUUACGUGCCUAAACCCUAACGGCGUCGUUUUCAGCCCUAGGUCAUCCAAUUGGUUUUAUAACUGUAAUAACGGUAGCCGGAGGAUAGAUUUGGCUGCUGCGAGGCUGCUGGUGGCUGCGGCGGAGAUAUCGACGUUGUCGAUGAGUAGAGCGGAGGCUGCAGCUGUUAAGGAAGCAGAGUGGAGAGCGAAGGAGGCUUCGGAGUGGGGGAAGAAGGCGAAGGAGGCGGUUAAUCAUGUUGUAAAGGUUAUGGAGAUUGAAAAGAAGAAAAGAGAUGAUGAAUGUGAAUGUGAGUGUAGUGUUGUGGUUGAUGAUGUUGGAAGUAAUAGUAGUUUUGUUGGAAUUGGUAGUAGUGUUGGUUCGGUUGAGGCUUUUGAAGCGUUGAAAUUAGCAGGCGAUCAGGGUGAAGAUUUAGUGGUUCAGUAUGAACAUCAAUCGAAUUUGUGA
This is a messenger RNA of Helianthus annuus (common sunflower), 705 nucleotides long. RefSeq lists its product as uncharacterized. Lineage: Eukaryota; Viridiplantae; Streptophyta; Magnoliopsida; Asterales; Asteraceae. Bases 1 to 705 code for a protein of 234 amino acids. The transcript has a single exon. The record is from RefSeq and is a predicted model, not a curated record.